This is a messenger RNA of Cheilinus undulatus (humphead wrasse), 3228 nucleotides long. Its product is annotated as NLR family CARD domain-containing protein 3-like. The transcript has 6 exons. The record is from RefSeq and is a predicted model, not a curated record. Gene Ontology annotation, molecular function: protein binding. Lineage: Eukaryota; Metazoa; Chordata; Actinopteri; Labriformes; Labridae. Bases 133 to 2538 code for a protein of 801 amino acids.
AUUAUGUAAUGUCAUCUGCUCACUCCAGAGAUCAGCUGAUGUGUGAUUGAGGGGACAGAGCACAGUCUCCUUAUUCCAGCCGUCUCUCCAUGAAGAGUGACUGGUCUGAUGAUAAACCACUGACCUUCAGCUAUGAGCCAGGACCUUCAGAUUCACACAGAUAGAGGUCUACAGGAGGUUCUAGAUGAACACAGGAUCAGUCUGAGGGAGAGAUGUGAACAUGUGACUGAAGGAAGUGAUGAAGCAGGAAGUAGAACCCUCCUGAACAGGAUCUACACUGAGCUCUACAUCACAGAGGGACAGAGUGAAGAGGUGAACAGCCAACAUGAGGUGAGACAGCUUGAGACAGCUUCCAAGAUGGAGAGCCUCCAUGAGACUCCAAUCAAGUGUCAGGACAUCUUUAAAGCCUUACCUGGCCAACAGACACCCAUCAGAGUGGUUCUGACCUACGGUGUGGCUGGUGUUGGAAAAACCUUCUCUGUGCAGAAGUUCACUCUGGACUGGACAGAGGGCUCAGAAAACCAAGACGUCAGUCUGCUGGUUCUGCUUUCAUUCAGGGAGCUGAACUUGAUCAGAGAUGAGCGCUACAGUCUUCUGGAGCUGCUCCGUGUUUUCCAUCCAACAUUACAGAAGGUCAGAGCGGAGACGCUGGCUGUCUGUAAACUUUUGUUCAUCUUUGACGGCCUGGAUGAAAGCAGACUGUGGUUGGAUUUCAACCUCAGUGAGGCUGUGUCUGAUGUGUCAGAGAAGUCCUCGUUAAACGUGCUGCUGACAAACCUCAUCAAGGGGAAUCUGCUUCCCUCAGCUCUCAUCUGGAUAACGUCUCGACCUGCAGCAGCCAAUCAGAUCCCUCCUUCAUAUGUGGACAGGGUAACAGAGGUCCGAGGCUUCACUGAUGUCCAGAAGGAGGAGUACUUCAGGAGGAGGUUCAGUGAUGAAGAUGUGUCCAGCAGAAUCAUCUCCCACAUCAAGACAUCCAGGAGCCUCCACAUCAUGUGUCUGAUCCCAGUCUUCUGCUGGAUCACUGCUACAGUUCUGGAGCACAUGAUGAGCACAGAGCAGAGAGGAGAGCUGCCCAAGACCCUGACUGACAUGUACUCACACUUCCUGUUGGUUCAGACCAAGAGGAAGAAGAAGAAGUAUGAUGAGGGACCUCAGAUGAGUCCUGAGGAACUCACCAGAUCUGACAGGGAAGUUCUUCUGAAGCUGGGGAGGCUGGCGUUUGAACAUCUGGAGAAUGGAAAUAUCAUGUUCUACCAAGAAGACCUGGAGCGCUGUGGUCUGGAUGUCAGCGAGGCCUCAGUGUACUCAGGAGUUUGUACUGAGAUCUUUAAAAGAGAGAGUGUGAUCCUCCAGAAAACAGUCUACUGCUUUGUUCAUCUGAGUGUUCAGGAGUUUCUGGCUGCAGUUCACUGUUUCACCAACAGGAACACAGAUGUCAUUGAGGCGUUCUUCGGAGACGUCAAACACAUGGAAUCAUCCAGUAAGUCUCUAUUAAAGAGGAUUACUACGUUUUUUCAAACUCCUGAUAGCUUUGAUCCAUCCCUGGAUGUCUUCCUGAAGUAUGCCAUGGAGAAAUCCCUGAAAAGUCCAAAUGGACACCUGGACCUGUUUGUUCGCUUCCUUCACGGCCUCUCUCUGCAGUCCAACCAGAGACUCUUAGGAGAUCUGCUGGGUCAGACAGACAACAGUCCAGAAAUGAUCCAGAGAGUCAUCAAGAACCUGAAGCAGAUGAACAGUGAUGGUAUCUCUCCUGACAGAAGCAUCAACAUCUUCCACUGUCUGAUGGAGAUGAACGACCUCUCAGUACAUCAGGACAUCCAAGACUUCCUGAAGUCAAAGAAGAGACCAAAGAAGAAACUCUCUGGGAUCCAGUGCUCUGCUCUGGCCUACAUGCUGCAGAUGUCAGAGGAGGUUCUGUGUGUGUUAGAUCUGAGCCGGUACAACACAUCAGCCCAGGGACGACUGAGACUGAUUCCAGCUGUGAGGAACUGCAAAGCAGCCAGUUUCUUUUGCUGUGGACUAUCAGAGACUCACUGUGAAGUCGUGGCCUCAGCUCUGAAGUCCAACCCCUCCCACCUGAAAUCUCUGUACCUGACUAACAACAAGCUGAGUGAUUCAGCAGUGAACCUUCUUUCUGCUGGACUGAAGAGUCCCAACUGUCGACUGGACACUCUGAGUUUGUCAGACUGCAGUUUGUCAGAGAUCAGCUGUUCUUCCCUGAUCUCAGCUCUAAAGGCCAACCCCUCCCAUCUGAGAUACCUGAACCUGGGUUACAACAAGCUGCAGGAUUCAGGAGUGGAGCUACUGUGUGGUUUUCUGAAGAGUCCAGACUGUCGACUGGAGACUCUGAGACUGAGCCACUGCAGUUUGUCAAAGAUCAGCUGUUCUUCUCUGGCCUCAGCUCUGAAGUCCAACCCCUCCCAUCUGAGAACGCUGUGGCUGGAUGAAAACAAGCUGAAGGAGCCAGACGUGAAGCCGCUGUCUGAUCUUCUUGAGGAUCCAAACUACAGACUGAAGACUCUGCGAUGGAGUUAGAGUGAUGAAAGAGAGGAUCCUGAUGGUCCUGCUGGUCAGAGAGGAGGAAGCAGCAGCAGCAGCUUGUGUGUGGUGAGUCUGUAACUGGGCCGUGUUACUGGGAGACUGACAGACCAAUCCCAACCAGUGGAGAUGAGACUGCUCUGAGAUCAGCUCCACUGUGGACCUCCCUCAUGUUUCUAUUCUAACACAGAUUCUCAGCGUAAACUGCUUUAGGACUAAAUGGCUGAAGAUGAACGCCUCCAUGUGGAUACAGAUGUUGAUGUAAUAAAGUGAGAACUGUGACAGGCUCCUGCAUUUAUCGGCUGUUAAUGUGUGGCAUUUCCAAUCAGAUAUCAGAGCCAGAGAGAAAGGCUCACAUCACAGCAGAGCCAAAGUAGCAGACUUUUGAACCAAUGAAUUUAAUCAGUGAUCAGUCAAAUAAAAUACCAAUACAGAUCCUGAUGAACAUUUGAGAUCUUGACCCUGAUAAUCAGCCAGGACCAUCAUGGAUCCACCUCCAGUCUGGAGGCUUUUACAGAAAGAAAGCUGAGUUGAGUUGUUGUGAUAUUUGAUGGUGUGGAAACAGCUGAAUAAUGCUGACUCACUCUUUUCUUUUCAUGAGUCAUGUCAGCGUAACAAAGGAUCCAUUAGAAGAUCCAAUCAUCUGUCAUUUUAACCAAUCAUUUUGAUGUUUACUACAGUUUGAUG